GCCCUGCCCGGGGAGCCGAGCGGGUGUGUGCGGCCGUUCGCUGCGGCCGUCCGCUGCGCCCCGCGCCAUGCUGCCGCUCCUGCGCCGCCUCGCGCUGCCCGCCGCCUGCGACGGGAGCCGGGAUGGCGACUCGCGCUACGCCAACCUCUUCAAGAAGCUGGACCUCAACGAGGAUGGGAGGGUGGACAUCGCCGAGCUCCAGACAGGCCUCCGGGCCAUGGGCAUCCCGCUGGGCAAGGAGGCGGAGGAGAAAAUCUUUAAAGCUGGUGACACUAACCAGGAUGGGCAGCUAGAUUUUGAAGAAUUUAUGCAGUAUCUUAAAGAUCACGAGAAGAAAAUGAAACUGGCAUUUAAGAGCCUGGACAAAAACAAUGAUGGAAAAAUUGAACCAUCAGAAGUUGUCCAAUCCCUCAAGAUACUGGGUAUAAACAUUUCAGAAAAACAGGCAGAAAAGAUCCUGCAAAGUAUUGAUGCUGAUGGAACAAUGUCAGUAGAUUGGAAUGAGUGGAGAGAUCAUUUUAUGUUUAACCCUGCUACGGACAUAGAAGAAAUAAUCCGAUAUUGGAAACAUUCCACUGUGCUGGAUAUUGGAGAUAGUUUGACUGUUCCAGAUGAGUUCACAGAGGAAGAGAAAAAGAGUGGACAGUGGUGGAAGCAGCUCUUAGCAGGAGGAGUGGCUGGUGCUGUCUCUCGAACAGGUACAGCGCCUUUAGAUCGUCUAAAAGUAAUGAUGCAGGUUCAUGGUUCAAAAUCAAACAAAAUGAAUAUUGCCAGUGGUUUUAAGCAAAUGUUGAAAGAAGGCGGUGUUCGAUCCCUCUGGAGGGGAAAUGGUGUAAAUGUUGUCAAAAUAGCUCCUGAGACAGCUAUUAAGUUCUGGGCUUAUGAGCAGUAUAAGAAGAUACUCACUAAGGAUGAUGGAAAUUUAGGCACCAUUGAAAGAUUUGUAUCGGGUUCUUUAGCUGGGGCAACAGCACAAACUUCUAUUUAUCCCAUGGAGGUUUUAAAGACCAGGUUGGCUGUGGGUAAAACAGGGCAAUAUUCUGGGAUGUUUGACUGUGCUAAGAAGAUCUUGAAAAGAGAAGGUGCAAAGGCCUUCUACAAAGGCUAUAUUCCUAACAUUUUGGGUAUAAUUCCUUAUGCUGGGAUUGAUCUUGCUGUUUAUGAGCUCUUAAAGACUACGUGGCUAGAACACUAUGCAUCAAGCUCUGCUAACCCAGGGGUUUUUGUGUUGUUGGGAUGUGGUACUGUUUCCAGCACAUGUGGGCAGUUAGCCAGUUAUCCUCUUGCUCUUGUCAGGACACGCAUGCAGGCUCAAGCCUCGGUGGAAGGAGCUCCACAGCUAAACAUGGUCAGCCUCUUUCAAAGAAUUAUUGCUACAGAAGGAAUCCAAGGACUUUAUAGGGGCAUAGCCCCUAAUUUUAUGAAAGUUCUUCCAGCUGUCAGUAUCAGUUACGUUGUGUAUGAAAAAAUGAAGCAGAAUUUAGGAAUAGCUUGAAGUAGAAAGGUGAGAUUUCUAAUUUGGUUGGAAUUAUCAGAACAAAAAUGAUUUCUUCAGUAAUCUGUUCUUACAAUUAGAGACUAUGGAGAUAUGCUGCGACUUCUGUUUUUUAUUCUCCAGUGGGAGGAAACUUUCUUAAUUUCUAGUUCACCAUUUGUAAACAGAUACCUAUGUUGCACUUUAAUGUCACUAAAUUGAGGGGAAAAAAGCCUGUAUAUUUAAAUCAAGUAUAUGCCUACAUAUUCAUAAAUCAUGCAUAUUUUAUUCUAUUGUCUUCUCUAACUGAACUUGUCUCACAUGAAACCAAAGGUAGAAGAAGUUCAUACUGCCUUGAUACCGAAUUGAUGAAAGUGACUUUGUUUUGUCAUGCUGCCUGUCCUCAAGCCAUUCACAGAAAAUAUUUUGCACUUCUGGAAGUAAGCACUUGAUAUCAUUUUUGAAGGCAAUCUGAGUUCUGAAUAUUGUUACCUUAGAUACAGAAAGGGAUAGUGUAACACAUUAAAUGUAGCCCACCACCUUUAUUUUCAAGCUAAUGUUGAAACGUUUUUUCUAUAAUGAAUAUGAGCCUGAGAAACUACUGUUCCAUGGUAUCUAGAAUACCUCAAUUGAUUUAUAUCAUGUUUUUUGUAAUGGAGUCAAUGAUUUUGGUAUCUUGCUUCUUUGGACCUGCCUUUGCACUUGUAAAUGCUAGCAUGACAAGCUCUCGAUUGCAGUUAGAUGUUUUAUAGAAUCACAGUAUACAGAAACAGAAAAAGCCUACUGGGUUACUGGAUCCAUUCCUACAAUUGUAAGUUACUAAAGAUGAGGUGAAGGAUCCGGUAUGAAGCUAAUAAUGAAUUAGCUGUUGGCUGUGUUAGAAGAAACCGAUUUAGACAAGAACUCAAGCUCAUCAUAGCUGCCUUGAAGAGCAAAAGGCUUCUUGUUCAUAAUUUCUUCCCUUACUCUCAAAGGGUUACAGUCCCCUAUGUGCUUUUAGCAAAUAAGGGAUUGUGUUGUUAUGUAAAGUUUUUAAAGGCUUGUCAUGAAGGACAAAUCCGCUUUCCCUCACAGUUUUGUGUGCUGUCUAUGAAAUUUGGGUCAUGAAAUAUUGAAGAUUCUGUCUGUGUGGCCAAAUGCAACUGUGGCUCUCUAAUGUCCAUCAGGUUUGUGUUAACAAAGCAAGUGAAGCACACACAGGGAACUUGUAAGUACUUGAGAAAACAGUUCCUCAUUUAAAGAAGAAAACCAAAGCAGCACUUUCUCCACAUAGAAAAUAGGUAUUUCCAUGUAUAAGCCACUUCCUUUAUUUCUUGGAGGGGUGUGGAGUUGGGGCUGGUGGUAUCAUUUGUCUUAUUUCAGUGGCCUUCAGUCCCAGUUAGUGAGAUACUACUGCUGAACUCCAUUGUUAUGCUUUUUCUGCAGUCUGUAUGAUGUCUUAAUUCUUUUUUUUACAGUAAUCCCAAAUUUACAGAGAUAAUCUUUAUACUCAACUUGACCUUCAAAAAGCACUUCUUUGACCACUUCCUAAAUUGGAUUAUUGCAGGAAGAACUUAGGUCCUAUGCUAAGUUCCUGUAAGGCCUUUGAGGAUCUGUGUGUACACAUGAAGCCAAACACACAGACAGCUGCCCAUGCGUGUGUGUGUGUGUGUACACAAUCAAACACAUCAACAAGUGCCCUUUGUUCCUUGUAUGGAAGACUGGGCCAUGUUCUUCAGUCAGCAGGUCAGAUGUAUGUCUGUGUUCAGUGCUUCCAUGAUUAUUUUUUACUUCAUAAACUGAUACAUGACUUCCUAAGAUUUGUAUUAUAAAAUGUUUUAUCAGAUUUUAGAAAAUGACAGCUUUGGCUGUGUCUUUUGGCCUUCAGUUUAUGGAAAGCUUGGACUUUGCACUUUUUUAAAAAACUGAGAAGUCAUUCUAUCCAAAUCAUCUGUGUGUACAAAGCCUUUCCAAUCUGAAUGUUUCUUGGUUUUGCCAACAUGUUUGUAUCUUGUGGGAUUUUUGAGAUUUUGAUGUUGCCUGGUCACGUCUGACUGACCAAUGAGCCACUGUGUGUGUGACGACUUCAGAAAUGUCUGUCUUUCAGACUUGGUCCUUAUUUUUGUGUGCAAGUGCCAUUAUGAAUAUUGAAAAUUAUGCUGGUGAUGCUUUCAAACAUUGAAAAGAUGGAGUCGUCUUCAAAUUUCAUUUUUCAUUAUGUGCCUCUGUGAUGACUGUUCAUUUGUAUAUUCUUUGUCUCUUAAGAAAUAAAUGCUUAUCUUUUUAGCUAUAUAAAAACACGAGUUUGUAAUAAAUGUUUUUCUUUAUCUGGUUCAAGUGUGCUGAUCUUUUUUGUGGCUGGUAGACAGGUGAUGUUUCUUUAUUGCAUAGGUGUAACUUGCUGUAAAAGAGAAAUAAACAAUUUAUCUAAUGGUGUUUUUAAGACUAGCCUAUACUUCAUUUCUGUUUCAUAUUUGGAAAUGUUGUUUGAGAUGUUUUAUAGUUGAUUAUCAUUCUGUCAAAAAAAAAAAACAAACCCUCUCACUCCAUAAUGGAAGAUCAAAUAAUGGUCAGUAUUUUUUGCUUGUUCAUUGGGCAAUGUAACAACAUGAUUGCACCUGCAUGACUGAAUUCUUAAUCAUCAGGUAAAUAUGUUUGCUUGUGUUCUUGAUGUUUAUCUUCCUUUGAUGUUAAUCUUCUAAGUGAAAGGAUCAAUACAAAGCCUUUUCAAGGUAAUUGCCUUAAUUAACUCUAUGUAGCAUGUUUAUCUUCCUAGAAUCAUGCUUAGUAGAUAGCUUUGACAGCCCCCUGAGUUUCUCACACUAAUAUUUCCAAUAGUUAAAGAAAACUGUAAAACAAAGCCUUUGGGAGGCUUGUCUUGUCUCUGACUAAUGUCAAUCUCUGACUUCUUGUAAAAAAUUAAAAAAAUAAAAAAAAAUUAGAAGUUUCAUUUCAAAUAGUGGAAGUGGUAAUAGUUUACAGAGCAUGUACUGAAUUUAAAAAAAGAAGAAAAGACAUUUGGUUCUACUUGAGACAAGAAUACUUUUAACAGAGUGGAAAUUGUCUGCAAAUGCUAGGCUGUCCUUGAUAUGUCUCAAUAAUCAAGCACUGAUCUCAGUGCCUGAGUUGUGUGGUCCUUUCCACCCUCACAGGAAAGAAAAUCAGUCUCACUGUAACAUGGGUAUUAACAAUGUUACUCCCAAAUUAACCUACUGAGAAACGGAGUUCUCUGGUCUUGAUUGAAAGCCCCUUCCACGUGCAGGAGCUGUUUCAUGGGUAGUAUAUUUAUUUCAGACAUCUCAUACCUGCAAUGCAUGUAUUUCUCAGUGCACAGCUUGUAACCAUUAUUUCCAGCUGCUUGCAACUACAGGCAUCUUAUGCUGAAAGAGCACUGAGGCAACAGGAAUAGUCAGCUAUGGAUUUACUACCAGUGUAGCACAGCAUGCUUCUUGCCUUUUGGAAAUAUUUUGAUCAUCAUCCUGAAGUUUGUUGUAUGUUGGUCAGGGAAAAUAAAAUGCUAAGCAGCUGUUAAAGCCACUUCAUCCAAUUUCUUUUAGCUUUCAGUGUGUUGCAUUGACGUGUUAUCAUAUAGUGAAAUAAAGCAGUUGGGAGGUGCGUUCUUAGAAGUUCUUAGAUGAGUGGUGACAGAUUUGCAGGUUGCUUUCUCCCUUGUCUUAAAAUGUUUAGUCUGAAGCAUUUUAAGUAGUACCAUCCUUGUUAUGCCUCUGUUUCAAGACGGGAAUGCAGAGAUGGUCCCUGUAUAUUGUAUAAAAAAACCUAACAUGCUUAUAAUUUAGUACUACCUCUUCAGUUGGAGAAACAAGCAUAAAGAGGGUGUAAAUCAGGCAGAGUCACUGUUAAAUUAAUAAGUUCAUAGACAAAGAAAAGCCUUCUUUGUUCUUGCUUUGAGGUAUGUCAGGCAUCAGUGCUGCUCAGUAAGAUGAAAACUGGCUAGUACUGUAGAAAUGGCUUGGAAUUCAAGGCUGCCACUUUUUUAACGUACAGUUAAUGAUUGAGGUGGAUGCAGUGUAUCUGCUCCAGAGGCUGUAGCAGUGGCAUCCUUCACAGUUGCACCAAGGAGGCCCAUGCUGCCUUGCCUGCCUGGUAGUGGAAAUGCUGAGAAUGCUGAAUGCUGAACCCAGCUGGGCAGCUUUCUGCAAAAGAAUAUUGGGUGCUGCAUCACAAGUUGGGUGGGGCUGUGUGUGCAGCUGCUUCACUGCCAAAUCAGCCUUCUGAGGCCCAGCUGCUGUUGUGGGCUCUGUUGUUUCAAAUAUCAGAGCUGGCUGUGUUUGCCUGCAGCAGUGUAUAUUGGUAUGCUUUCAGUCCAUUACCAUCUCUGAAGGUAGAGAGGUAUGGCAAGGAGUGUAUCACAAUAUGUGAUGUUGCUAUGUAUGAAUUACUGAAAUAUAAAAGGAUGCCUUAACCUGCAGGCUAUUUGUUGUGUAAGAAAGUGUGGUUUUGAAUGCUUACCUCUGUUAUCUAAAUGGUCUUGGGAAUGGCUUUUGAGGCUUAAGUUAAAAAAAAAAAACAAAAAAAAAAACCUAAUGUAAACUAUUUUGUGGAAAUGUAAUUGGUGAGGGCUGUGGAUAUUCAACACAGCGGCUUUAGUAUAUUAGCAGCCCUGCUUUAUGAAUUGUUACUUUAUUUAAAGCAAGUCUGAGGUUCUGACAACUGAAAAAUACUUUUGUAUUUUGGCAAUAUUUGUGAAAUUCAGGGUAUGUGUUACUUGUGUUCCAUGAACUAAAUGAUUGUGUGAGUUUUCUAUCUCUAAGCUCUUAGGCUGUUUUGUGAAAUAGUCAGCAGUGGUAUCGUGUGUAUAGUGUAUAUAUUUAAAUCUACUUAGUAUCCAUAUACACAUAUUGAAGGACAUUCUCUUAUAUGUAUGAAGCUUUUCCUUGUCUGUAUGAAGUUGGUGCAUCCCUGUUGUGCAGUAGCUGGAGCAGCUCCCAGAACAGCCAUUUAAUUGAAUGCUUUUAAAGCAGCAAAGCUGUCCCUGCAGGUAUUUCUUCUGCUUGCUGACAGUAUGAGGUUGAAGUAGCCAUUAGGUUCUCUUAAAUAAUGUUGGUAGCACACAAACUAAAAUCCAGACUGUUUUGUGCCCUGUAGACUCACGUAAAGCAGAAUGUCUGGUAUUUCUUGGAAAUAGGGUGAAGGAAAAAACAUUGUUGAAAGGUGAAAGUACAGUAGAUGAACUUCUGAAUGGAUAGACUUGUCUUACACUUGGCAUUUUGCUAACAUUUUACCCAUGGUUGAGCUCUUGCUUGAGCACUUGCACAGAAGCACUCAUUACAAAGCAAAUGCAGGAUGUUUUCAAUCAUUAAUAAUUGGUUCAUGCAUGGUUUGUGUAUGAAUCAGUCUCCUUGGUGAGCCUCAGCAGUCCCCCCUGAUGUGUGUGGAGGAAAUGCAUGACUUCACAUUGAAUUCGAGCAGUGCCAUCUACUGUUGUAUUCUAAUACUGAUUUGAGAGGAAAAAAAAGCUGUGUAGAUGAAACACCUGAGUUAAUUCCUUGGAGUUAUCUUUGCAACAAAGGCAAAACAGUUGGUGAUGAUGAAGCACGAACCCAUUUGAGCCAUAUUGUUAGUUGUGAUUGUGGCAUUGUGAAUUAACUUAGUGCCUAAGUGCAGUACACUUCAGUGUGAAUUACAGAAAGCAAGGAUCGUCAUCUCUGCUUUAAGGUAAGGAUAAAAUCCAUAGCUCGUAUCAAUUCCUGUGUCUGUCUUUCAAUGAAAAUAAUUUGAAAUAGAAAAUAGUCCCUUUUCCCCCUCUUUUCUCAAAAUACUUUUUAAAUGUAAAAUUCCCAGUGAGUUCUGCUGGUGAGUAGAAAGCUGCUUCACCAGUGUAUGACUGAAUAACAGCUGGUACAACAUUACCUGUUAUGUUUGCUGAGUACUACAUUUAAACAUUUCUCAGUGAUGCUGGGAUCAAGCUGGAUCAAGGUCUGCACUGAGGCUUAUGUUAGCUCUUCACAACAUCAAAACACUAUAAUUGAGGGCAAGUAGAAGACUUCUUGCCACGUGUAAAACUUGUAACAGCAUCAUGGUGCAGUUACUGAUUUGUUUUAUGGACAUGUUGCUUGAAAAUGUAUAGCAUCUCUGGACAAAGUCCAGCCCCCUCUUUUGUCUCCAUCUUUGGACUUUUUAGCAAAUACUCUUCUCUUCACAGCCUAGCUAUGUGUUUGACACAACUCAUUACCUCCUGUCUACCACUCCCAUCCUAGUCUAAUACUCUAAUUAUAUUUAAUUGUAGGAAUUAAAUGUAUGCCUUUCCUGUUGUGGAGCCAAUCAGCAUAUUGAAGCAUAUGGCAGAAGUCUUAUUAUAAUAUGUUUUUUCUCCCUGUUGAGCAGGCUGCAUCCUGGAGGCCAAAUCACAUAUCUAAAUAAACCCUGUGAGAUCCCCUGCAGUGCUGGGAAGCCCAUGUUGUGUUAGUGAUCUCUGAAGGAAAUCUUGCAUGUACAACCAGUGGCAGCUGGCUGAUUUGCACAGACCACAUUUCACUCAGAGCCUCAUGUUUUGUAUUCACUUAUGCUUAGCACCUUGACUUUUGAGCUCAGGCCUUGGACUACCUCUCUGUUCUUUCACCUUCACCUUUUGUGAAGGUAAGCGUAUGCUUCAGUAAAGCCAAUGGUUUCAACUGAAGGAAAAAAAAAAUGCAAUAGUGACUAUGUUGCAAGGUUGCCAUUCAGUGUCAUUU
This is a messenger RNA of Phasianus colchicus (ring-necked pheasant), 8145 nucleotides long. RefSeq names its product solute carrier family 25 member 24 (gene SLC25A24). The record is from RefSeq and is a predicted model, not a curated record. NCBI's taxonomy places the organism in Eukaryota, Metazoa, Chordata, Aves, Galliformes, Phasianidae. Gene Ontology annotation, molecular function: calcium ion binding. Gene Ontology annotation, cellular component: mitochondrial inner membrane. Gene Ontology annotation, biological process: transmembrane transport.